AUGGUUCAACGAGUCACCCUCCGCACCCGGAAAUCAUACAACACCACCUCCAACUUGAGACGAAUCAUCAAGACACCCGGUGGCAAACUCUCGUACCUCCGACUUCACAAGCAGGCCACCUCUCCAAAAUGUGGUGACUGUCACACUGGUCUCCCCGGUGUCCCUGCUCUCCGACCUGUACGGUACGCAACUGUCUCCAAGCGAAUCAAAACCGUCCAACGACCUUACGGUGGUUCCCGUUGUGGAAACUGUGUAAGAGAUAGAAUUGUCCGAGCCUUCUUGGUUGAAGAAGCUAAGAUUGUCAAAAAGGUGUUGAAAAGUCAAGCCGUCCCUACGAAAUCCAAGAAAUAAAGUUGCCCUCCUCUUGGUUCAAUUGAACUCGACCGACCCUCACCUGUUUAUUUGAAAUUUACUGCA
This is a messenger RNA of Puccinia graminis f. sp. tritici CRL 75-36-700-3, 417 nucleotides long. Its product is annotated as 60S ribosomal protein L34. The transcript is spliced from 4 exons. Bases 1 to 351 code for a protein of 116 amino acids. The record is from RefSeq and is a predicted model, not a curated record. NCBI's taxonomy places the organism in Eukaryota, Fungi, Basidiomycota, Pucciniomycetes, Pucciniales, Pucciniaceae. Gene Ontology annotation, molecular function: structural constituent of ribosome. Gene Ontology annotation, biological process: translation. Gene Ontology annotation, cellular component: ribosome.